This is a messenger RNA of Otolemur garnettii (small-eared galago), 1766 nucleotides long. RefSeq names its product nudix hydrolase 13 (gene NUDT13). NCBI's taxonomy places the organism in Eukaryota, Metazoa, Chordata, Mammalia, Primates, Galagidae. The transcript is spliced from 9 exons. Gene Ontology annotation, molecular function: hydrolase activity; metal ion binding. The record is from RefSeq and is a predicted model, not a curated record. The coding region runs from base 89 to 1162 and encodes 357 amino acids.
UUGAACUUGAACAUUUGGCGUUUUCCUGGUCUCUGCUGAAUCUUGAGGCCUAGAAAGGCGACCCUAAAAUAAUUCAGAGGACCUGACAAUGUCCCUAUAUUGUGGAAUAGCUUGCAGGAGAAAAUCUUUUUGGUGCUGUAGGCUGCUGUCAACCUUCGUCACUAAGACACGGUAUUUAUUUGAACUGAAGGAAGAUGAUGAUGCAUGUAAAAAAGCCCAGCAGACAGGAUCAUUUUACCUCUUUCAUAGCCUAGCACCUUUGCUUCAGACUUCAGCACAUCAAUACCUGGCCCCCCGGUAUAGCCUGUUAGAGUUGAAAGGGCUCCUGGGUAAAUUUGGACAGGAUACAAAAAGAAUAGAAGAUUCUGUACUGAUUGGAUGCUCUGAACAGCAUGAAGCAUGGUUUGCUCUGGAUCUAGGUCUGGAUAGCUCCUCCAUCAGUGCUUCCUUACAGAAACCUGAAGUGGAGGCAGAGCUCCAGGGGUCUUUCAUGGAGCUGAGAAAGGCUCUUUUUCACCUGAAUGGGAAGGAUGCCUCCUUGCUUUUCACGGCUCAGGCCCUUCUCCGUUGGCACCAUGCUCAUCAGUUCUGCAGCAGAAGUGGGCAGCCCACCAAGAAGAACGUGGCUGGCAGCAAGCGUGUGUGCCCUUCCAAUAAUAUCAUCUAUUAUCCACAGAUGUCUCCUGUGGUGAUCACUCUGGUGUCAGAUGGAACCCGAUGCCUUCUUGCCCGUCAGAGCUCCUUUCCUGAGGGAAUGUAUUCUGCACUGGCAGGUUUUUGUGAUAUAGGUGAAAGUCUGGAAGAAACUGUUAGGCGGGAAGUUGCAGAAGAGGUGGGAUUGGAGGUGGAAAGCCUGCAGUACUCUGCAUCCCAGCACUGGCCCUUUCCUACCAGCUCACUCAUGAUUGCUUGUCACGCGACUGUGAAACCAGGGCAGACAGAGAUCCAGGUGAACUUGAGAGAAUUAGAGGCAGCUGCCUGGUUUAGUCAUGAUGAAGUGGCCACAGCCCUGAGGAGGAAUGGCCCCUAUAUUCAGCAAAAGAAUGAGACUUUUCCCCCAUUUUGGCUGCCUCCCAAAAUAGCCAUUGCCCACCAACUGAUUAAGGAGUGGGUAGAAAAACAGAACUGUCCUCUGCCUGCUUACCCAGAUCAAGUCAUCUAGAUCCCUCCUUGGUAUCCCUGAGGGGUCAAACCAGGGAUCAGUUGACCAAGGGGAAAUGACAAAGACAGGCCAACUUCAUAAGGCAGAGCAGAAGGUGAGCCUACAGUGGGACACUUCUAUCAGUACUGUCCAUGAAAGAGGUUCCUGCUGAUGGACAAUCCAAACUGCCACUGUGAGAAGAAAAACAGAUGAGAUAUCAACUGCCACAAUUAGAGGGGUGGCUGGGUGUGGUGGCCUAUAAUCCUAGCACUUUGGGGGGUUGAGGCAGGAGGAUUGCUUGAGCCCAGGAGUUAGAGGUUGCUGUGAGCUAGGCUAAGGCCAUAUGAUACUCUAGCCUUUGCUAGAGUGUAUAGUGAGAUGCUAUAAAAAAAAAAAAAAAACAACAGAGAGAAAGGUAAAUCAUCACUUUGGAUAUAGGUCAUUGUUUGCCCAUUUUUUUCUAAUGCCUCGGAAACAAAUAGCUUCUGGCAUGUGGCUUGUUAAUGCUGUGUUUAUGACAACUGCCGAAACACGUCUAGUGUAAUUUUGGUCAAAACUUAGCAUUGAAAAUACAUAGCAAAUUUUGGCUCAGCACCUGUAGCACAAUGGUUAGGGCACCAGCCAC